UAAGGCGGGGCGGCGGCGGGCGGGAGCGGGUCCCGCCGGGGCGGCCAUGGCGGCGCUGCGCUGCCUCCUGCUGCUCCUGUGCGGCGCCGCGCUGGGGCCCGCCGUCCACCUCGACUUCGCCGAGCACCGCAGCCAGGCGGCCAAGAUCAAGGUCAACCCCCGCGGCAACCUCUGGGCCACAGGUCACUUCAUGGGGAAGAAGAGCGUCACGGGCUCCCCACGCCUGGAGUCGCCGGAGGAGCCUGCAGUGCCCAUGGUCUUCGGUCCCUCUCUCAGAGCCUUGCUGGAGGACAUGAUGGAACUGCUUACCCGUGAGCUCCUGAAAAUCCUCUUGCAAGAGAGACUUUUGGAUGAGAACCAAGGAAAAUAUGACCUCGCUGACCAGGCACAGGUGGAGCAGAGUUGCAGGGAUGUGAGCCUGAGUGGCACUGAUUGUUCAAGCGCCGCCUUGACUCAGUUUCAGCAGACUAAGCUGAAAGGGAGGAGAGGGCUGUGAAGGUCCUGGACCCUUCUCCAUCCUCCCUGGGGAGCCUUUGAGGAGGAGGGUAUUUGCUGCAUUAACUGCCUGAGAUGAUGGGAGAGGUGGUGGAUGUGCUGCCCUGCCUCAUCCGCUAAGAUGUUCAUGAGCGUGUGGUGUGAGUUUGAUAAAAGUGAUCCUUGUGGCUCUCCUCUGUGUAAGUAAGUUGCAUGGUCACUGCUCGCGCUGCAGAUGUGCCUGGGCAGAGGCUGCCCUAAGUGCUGGUGCUGUGUCUUAGGCUGCCAGCUGGGUGCCGGUGCCCUGCCAGCCCCGUUGGUGCUCAUUGCCGGUGCUCAAAGGCAGGUCCUGGCCAGGGGUAGCACCCAGCACUGGACAUCGGCCUUUGGCACCUGUGUGCUGGGUGCCAAAGCUCUGCUGCUGGAGGAUGUUUUGGCUCAUGGUCAAGCAGAUGCUGGCCAGCUGCCUGCCUCACUGCCCCGAUGCCUCUCUGGUGGGAGGUGGGAUGCCCUGCAGCUGUGUGGCAUCCCAGCUUGGGUGCCUGAUGUGCAGCUGGCUCCUACCCCUCACCUUCUCCUCCCAAAGCCUCUUGACUCUCCUUUGCUAGUGCCCUGGUGCGCCAGCCAUCCUCUCCUUGGCAGCGGAGACCUUGCUGGGUGGUAGGUCUGGUUCUGCCCUUCAGGCACCUCUGAGCACCUCACUAGACUCAACUCCUGCCUUCCUGCUCCUUUCUUCGCAACCCGACCCCCAGGCUGUCCUUGCCUCUGAGCUGCCGGUUGAUAUUACAGGACUACUUCUCCCUGGUGCCUUUGAGUGCUGUCUGUGUUAUACUUUUCUGUGGGACCUUAUUUUUUCUUGCUCUUGUGGGUGACACGGUGCCAAUGCAAAUUUCUGCCACCCUGGCAGCUUUCUCCCUCGGAGUGACUUGUUGGACAGCUGGGGCCAGGACUCAGCCUGUGCUUGAACUGAUCUGUGUGCUGUGUUCGUCACCUGCCUAACAAGCUGUUUAAUAGCUCUGCUCCGUGAAACUCUCUAUCCUCCCCCUGCGCAGGUUCUGUCACUUCCAUCUUAACUCAGUUUAGAAAAUCAAAGAAUGCUUCUCCCUUCCUUGCGAGCCCCCAGUCAGCAAGGCAGGAAUUAACAUGCUCUGUAAGUGUUGCUCUCCUCCAGCACGUGCUGUGCUUUGUGGCAGGAUAAGUAUCGAGGGAACUUUUUUAUUGAAAAACCCAAUGGGCUUUUCCUUUUCUGAGGGUGUCACUGAUCACUCCCGAACGUGUUCUUCCUUUCUGUGGGGCCCCUCUAAGCAUUAAAUAAAUCCCAGGGCUUAGUCCUUUUGCUUGCUGUCCCUUCACGUGGGUUAGUCCUGCCUGCUGCUGUUGGGUUUUGUCUCAAGAUGUUUCCCAUCCCUUUGCAAAGCAAGAGCCCGUGUGCUGCUCCAUGCUUGCGAUGGCUGAAGUUGCGCAGAGCAGAAGGGGCUUGCAAACAGAUUUCUCUUUUGUCUUUUUAACCACAUGUGGCAGGCAGGGCUUGGCUUUCAGCACGCUGGGGCUUCACAGUGCCACCCUGUUUCUGUGUGUGACAAGGGUUUAGCUGGCAGAGGAGGAUUGUCCCUAUCCCUUGUCAUCUUCUUGGGUGUGUGGCAGUGUUUCUCUAGGAGACAGACAGGGUGCGACCAUGUACAUGGAGUGGAAUGGCUCCAGGGGUGUGGGGAGAGCAUGAAGGCAUAUGCUGCCCUGCAUAGCUCUGGGAACUCUAGGCAGUAUGCAAUCCCACGAAAUCCCUCUGUAACUCUUCCCUGCUGUGUUUUGUGUCUCUCUUUGCCUUCUCACGUAGCUCUCUGCUGAAUUGGGCCCUGAGGCUGCUCUUGUUCCUGAAGCCCAACCGAGUGGCUGCCAUCUCAGUGGGCUGGUGAAGUUUGCCUCUGAUGUCUGUCAUCUGUGGUCCAGCUGUUGGAGCACAGGAUGAGAGGCAGGAGCCAGUCUCCUGGCUCUUUCCUUUUCAUGUGCCAUCCCAAACCACCCCUGAAAGUGCCAUCAUGGUCCAGCAUGGGACAUUUGUCUGAUCUGCCUUGUGGUACCCAGCAGGUGAUGUUUGUGGAGGCUGCGUAUGGGACCCAGUGUCUCACUGUUGUGCCUUUUGUUUUAGGAGACAGGGCUUUUAACAAAGGUGCUGGAGAAGUAUUUUUCAAACUGAAGAAGCACAGCCAUGGAGGAUGAGGUCUGCAGGCUCGGCCAUGCAUGGCAAACGGAGAGCAUCGUCCUUGUGGGUUACUGUAGCAACAUCACUUUUAUUUAUUCUUUCUGUAAUAUUGUUAAUAGUGAUUGCUUGUAUGAAAAGCAGAGCGUCCCUGUAUAUUUCCUGUAUGUUUUCUGCUUCCUUGAUGUCUGAUGUGCCCCUGUGAAUAAAACUGGCUCUUUGCACGGACUA
Messenger RNA from Harpia harpyja (harpy eagle), 2902 nucleotides. RefSeq names its product neuromedin B (gene NMB). The record is from RefSeq and is a predicted model, not a curated record. Gene Ontology annotation, molecular function: neuromedin B receptor binding; neuropeptide hormone activity. Bases 47 to 496 code for a protein of 149 amino acids. The transcript is spliced from 4 exons. Gene Ontology annotation, cellular component: neuron projection. Gene Ontology annotation, biological process: neuropeptide signaling pathway; positive regulation of hormone secretion. NCBI's taxonomy places the organism in Eukaryota, Metazoa, Chordata, Aves, Accipitriformes, Accipitridae.